CUCCCCUCUCAAUGCUCCAAAGCUUUGUGUCCACUAUUUCUUGAGUCCUUCGUCAAACUGGAACUUGGCUCCAAGUGGCCACCGUGGAGCGGGUCCCUCUUUCCUCUUUCUCUUUUUCUGCUUCGUGGAAUUUUCAGCAGCAGAGCUUCUGUCCCAAACCUAACUUUGGUGUACAUUAAUAAUACCCCUCUUAGCUUUUUAUAUGUUGCCUCUCCUAUUGGUUUUCUGGUCAAGUAUUUUCUUUUUUGGUGGAAAAUGGAGGCCCAGCUGUUUACAGUGGCUUCAGCCUCUGCUUCACUGACUCUUCUUCUUCCUCCUUCGGAUUCCUCAAAACCCAUUUCCCUUUUCCCCCCUCCAACCCAUCGAUGGAAUUCCAACGGCUUUUUCAAAAUUGUCACCUGCGCUGCUCCGAAGCAUGGCAUUCACUCCACUGAAGCAAUUGAAACUACUAUCGGAUUGCCAAGGAAAAAUAGGGUUGAUGAGACUAAAAUAUAUACCCUUGAGGGUAUAAGGAGUAAUUUGAUUCGACAGGAGGAUAGCAUAAUUUUCAACCUUUUGGAGAGGGCUCAGUUCUGUUUCAAUAAACAGACAUAUAAUGCUGAUGCUUUUGCCAUGGAUGGAUUCAGAGGUUCUUUGGUUGAGUACAUUGUCAAAGAAACUGAAAAGCUUCAUGCUAGUGUUGGGAGAUAUAAGAGCCCCGAUGAGCAUCCUUUCUUCCCAGAUGAUUUACCUAACCCACUGUUGCCGCCUUUGCUGUACCCACAGGUUUUGCAUCCUGCUGCUAAUUCGAUUAAUAUCAAUCUCAAGAUAUGGGACAUGUAUUUCAGAAAUCUUCUUCCUAGAUUAGUUAAAGAAGGUGACGAUAGUAAUUAUGGAUCAGCAGCCGUUUGUGACACAAUUUGCUUGCAGGCCUUGUCAAAGAGAAUCCAUUAUGGUAAGUUUGUUGCAGAAGCAAAAUAUCGGGCCUCACCAGAUGUUUAUAAUGCUGCUAUUAAAGCACAAGACAGUACCCGACUUAUGGCUUUGUUAACAUACCCAGAAGUGGAAGAGGUUAUCAAAAAGAGAGUAGAGAUGAAAACCAGAACUUAUGGGCAAGAGGUGACUUUAGGUGGGGGAGAAAAUGGAACUGAUCCAGCUUACAAAAUCAAUCCAUCUCUAGUAGCUGAUUUAUACGAGGACUGGAUCAUGCCAUUGACAAAGAAAGUUCAAAUUGAAUAUCUUCUGAGAAGACUGGAUUAAAUUGGUACAAGUGUUCAUAAAUAAAACAUAUCUCCCACUAUGGUUGACUGAAGAAUGGAGAAACUUCGACAGCGGCAGUCCGGAUUGGUUCGAAAUUGAUGCUUUUGUUAAUGUAAUGGUGGAUGAGAGUGUGCUGAAAAUGUUUACCCUUCUUGCUGUAUACUUGUGGGUUCAGACUUCAGAGGCACUAGAUGGCUGUGAACACAAAUCGGGUGGUGUUAGAGAUAGAAUCCAGUUCUGGAGAAUAUUGGAGUUGUCUAGUGUUUAAAAUUUUGAGGCUUAUGCUAUUGUGGUAUAUAUAUAUUUUUUAAAUUAUCAUCAUUAUUCUAAGUGUAUAGGAAGGUGGUGAAAUCACUCGUUUUAAUUGGACAAUUGUGGAAGCAACUCUAGUAUGGAGUUAAAUGCACUGUACCCUUGAAUUUUACCUUUAGUUGCACUUUAUCUUCCUGAAUUCAUUGAAUAAGCACUUUAUCUUUUUAUUUGAUAUUUUAAGAC
This is a messenger RNA of Coffea arabica (coffee), 1734 nucleotides long. RefSeq names its product chorismate mutase 1, chloroplastic. Gene Ontology annotation, molecular function: chorismate mutase activity. Lineage: Eukaryota; Viridiplantae; Streptophyta; Magnoliopsida; Gentianales; Rubiaceae. Gene Ontology annotation, cellular component: cytoplasm. Gene Ontology annotation, biological process: chorismate metabolic process; aromatic amino acid biosynthetic process. The record is from RefSeq and is a predicted model, not a curated record.